AUGACCCCCUCUCUUCCCCCAAUCUCCUCCCUCCCCCACUCCCCCGACACAACCCUAACCACAACCCUCGACCUCCUCUUCGAGCCCAGCCCCGCCCUGCACACCCUCACCCUCCCCGUCCUGCGCAGCACUACCUUCCCUUCCUACGCCGUCCUCAUCACCGCCAUCGGAACCCAACUGCGCGCUUUGACCGCCUCUUCCACCCCAGAGGACGCAGAACGCUUACAGGAGAUACUAUGCGCGCACCCAAGGCUAGGCGCGAAGAAAGUAGAGAGCGAGCAAAGCCGAGCUGAGCAGGCGAAUCUAGCCGGAGAAGGAGAGGAACUAAAGGACCUAAAUGAAGAGUAUGAAGUUACAUUUCCGGGUUUAAGAUAUGUCGUCUUCGUAAACGGUCGCUCACGCCCGGAAAUCAUGAAUAAUAUGCGUCAUCGCAUUGCGCGCGCCGAUAUCGCGGCUGAGCGCCAAGAGGCCAUACAGGCCAUGUGUGAUAUUGCGCUUGAUCGCGCAGGCAAGUUGCAACAGCAAUAG
Molecule: messenger RNA, 528 nt
Organism: Bipolaris oryzae ATCC 44560
Lineage: Eukaryota; Fungi; Ascomycota; Dothideomycetes; Pleosporales; Pleosporaceae
Exons: 2
Coding region: 1-528 (175 amino acids)
Source: RefSeq, a predicted model, not a curated record